Kluyveromyces lactis is the source of this 3987-nucleotide messenger RNA. It is a transcript of the gene TUS1, whose product is annotated as Rho family guanine nucleotide exchange factor TUS1. Lineage: Eukaryota; Fungi; Ascomycota; Saccharomycetes; Saccharomycetales; Saccharomycetaceae. Gene Ontology annotation, molecular function: guanyl-nucleotide exchange factor activity. The record is from RefSeq and is a predicted model, not a curated record. The transcript has a single exon. Bases 1 to 3987 code for a protein of 1328 amino acids.
AUGGACAGUACACAACGAUCUCCUAGAUUACCGGCGUUACCGCCUUUGCAGAGUCAACAAUCUACUCCCAAGAAAGUUGGGAAUAAUGAGAGGAGGAGGAGGCCUCCUCCUCCAAUACUGACGAGCCCUGUGACUCCUACAUCUGGAUCAUCUUUCACCGUCGUACCGUCUAGAUCAAGUGAAAAGCAGCAGCCUCAGAUUGACCAACAGCACCUUUAUUCAUCUCCUUUUGUCACAGAGGUAAGUGUGAGUGAAAAGAGGGCGCCUGCUCCGAAAGUGUAUAUAUCGCCUUUCGUUGGUGAUCCAUCUGUGUUUCGGUCACCUGAAACUCUUCCAAAUAGCAGUUUCAGCAAUAAUAGCGAUAGUCCAGCUUCACAAUCAGAUAAUAAUAAUUAUAAUAAUAAUAGGCUGUCUUCUUCUUCAACUUCAAGUAUAUUCACCAAUAAUGUAACGAUGCCAAAUAUUGAGUUUGAAGGGUUCGCUAGUUCGGAUUCGAAAGAUAUCACAAUGAAAGCUCUGCCGGCACUACCCCCACGAACGUUCUCCGGCCCUAUUAACGCGGCAACAAAGACUACUGCAACAUCUAGUAGUACACUGCAGUUUACGGGGCCCGUUGAACACCGUUAUAAUGAUAUGGCAGUUCCAGAAACGCUCCCUGCGCUGGAUGCCAUUUCUCCAAUAUCGACAGGAAAUUUCAACUGGUCCACUUCGGAUAAAAGUAGUUUACAAAACACAACUUUAUACUAUCCACAACCUCCGAAGAUGAAAGAUGUUAGUAAUGGAGCAAUAGGGCCUAAUGAACCAAGACUUUCAGACUCAAUCAGUAGUUAUUAUUCCAAUUCGAGCUACGCUUUCAAUAAAAACGUGGAAGAAUAUGCUAGACAUGAAUCGUUCGGUUCAAUCACUGGGAGUAAACCACUGAAUAAUGUGGCUAGCAUUACAGUGCCAACAUACCCCUUCACGAUCGACCUUUUGGAUGAAAGAAAACUUUACCAGUGCUACAACAUUAGCCAAUUGUCACACAUAUACCAGUGGCUCUUGAAAGUAUACUUCGAAUGGUUUAAUGAAUACGUUUUCGGUAAAUUGGAAUUCUUUCAAAUUGUUCAAUUACUGUUGGAAUUCCAGCUACCAAAUUCUUGCGAGCAAGAUAUCAUUGAUUCGAACGUGGACAAAAUUAUUGAAUCGCUUAUCUUACAAGGUGCUGUGCGAUUCGAAGACGAUCCGGAAACUGGGAACCAAAUCACCAUCAUCAUUGCGGGGCUUGAUACUCAAGGGGUUUUUACGGAUUUAUUGCCCUGUUACUCUUAUUCUCAUAUAUAUGAUGAUCCUACUACGGAUUUGAAGUGCUAUUCAUACACCUGCUGGAGCUCAAAAGGAUCAGAGAAUUACAGGUCACAGCUUAAAAUCUCAGAAUUCAUCAACAAGUCAGUGGGGCUAUGGACCGAUUACUGGAAAUUGACUCCCGAAGAAUUAUCUGAGAUUAAUCCUAAGGAAGUUAAACGCCAGAGUUUCAUAUUUGAUCUAAUAGUGCUAGAGGAAAGAUCAUUAAACCUCGCUAAUGCAGCAGUAGAGAUAUAUGGGGCCUCUUUUGAUCCGGCUCUUUUACCGGAUGACCCAAAUUUUAAGUCGAUGGCAUAUGAUAUAUUCAUUCCAUUGAUAGAGUUACAUAAGGAUAUUCUUUUGAGCCCUAUCCUUUGGAAACUUAAAAUAAAAGGUAAAUUCAUUGAUGGAGUUGGCAAGAUAUAUUUAAAGUGGGCAAAUGAUGCUAAACAGGUGUAUGUGAAGUAUGCGCAAAAUAUGGCUACUGUCCACGAAAUAAUCAAUUGGGAAAAGGAAAAUAAUACCCGGUUUGCAUCUUGGUUGAGGCAAAUCGAUGAGUCAACUCCAAUAACCAGAUCUAAACUUUACCACGACGUUAUCUUUUUUGGUGGAUUUUUCAAAUCUUUACAAAAUAUGCCAGUAACACUCAGAUCUGUAUUGAAGUGUACUGAUCCAUCAAUGGAUGAUCACGAAUACUUACGUAUGGCAAUUCAAGAGAUUGAACAACUAUCAAGAUUAGUAGAUAAAGCCCAUGGUGAUGCGAUAGAUAAACGUAAGAUAGUCAGACUAGCUCGUCAAUUGAUUUUUACAUCUAAGACAGGCAACACUGUCAACUACCUUAACAUACAGUCUGGUAAUGAUUCCGUGUCAAAUUUCACUACAAACAACGAGCAUCUUGAUUUAAAGUUAGGGGACGGUGACAGGAAGCUAAUAAUGCAAGGUAUAUUACAGAAGAAAAGAGAACUAUGGCUUGAGAGUGCCCCUGUCUAUGUCUUUUUAUUGGACAAUUAUUUUCUGAUCACUGAAGAAAUAUUCAAAGGAUCAGGGAAGAAAUAUAAGCUAAUAGAAAGACCCAUACCCAUUGAUUAUUUGAGUGUUGAAACAAAGGAGGACAUUAACUAUAAAAGAAAAUCAUUGUCAGAUGCUGAUGAAGAAUCUUGCAAUGUCCAAACGCCGUCUACGUCAAAGAAGCCUCCACUUUUACCUGCUGGAACAACAAUGAGCUCUAUACCGAAGACGAUAUACCAAACUGCUACCAACGCUACUUUAAACAAUGACGAUAAUGAAGAAUCUUCUUAUUCAUUCAAGAUUAGGAAUACUGCGUCUAACGAAUCUCAUACAUUUUCAACCUCAACCAUGGAAGAACGAGAACACUGGGUUGCCUCGCUGGUGAAGGCAUUCCAGAAUCAUAUGGGUCACAACGAAAAACAGGCGUUUCAAUUACAAUGUCUCUGUGAUCUGUUUUCUUACGAUGAGAUUCAGGCGCCUACUAAUUUACCAUUAGAGCCAGAAGGGUCCGCUGUUAGCUCUGCGAUGAAGGAAUUCUACAGUGUGAACUCACCAAAAACUUUCGCGUCUAUGAAAGGUGACAUCUUAUGCUCAGUAUCGUUUCAAUAUGAGAAUGAGACAUUUUUACUUUGCAGCGUAAACCACGGGGUAUACAUCACAUUGCCAAGAUUACUGCACCAAUGGAAACGCAUACUCAACUUUUCCAAAGUGACAAAGAUGGAAAUAAGCACAAAGUUAGGCUUGCUUUUCCUUCUUGCUGACAGGAAGUUAUGCUAUUUCAACAUACCCAGUUUAAUAUCAGCAUUUUACGAUUCUGAACAAUAUUUACCUGACAACAGAAUUGUGGGGAUCAUCAUCCAGGAGAAGAUCACAUUUUUUAAAAUGGCAGAAGACUUCAGCAAUUCCAGGCAUCUGUUUUACGAACGAAAAGGUGAAAUCAUUAUAAUGACUCCCGAGUUUGAUCCGUUAACGAAAGUAUUCAAAUUUUUCAAGCAUUACAAGAGCUACAAAAUACCCGUUAGCAGUAGCGGAUUAACAGCUUCGACGGUAUCCGAUAUUACCAUAUUAAGAAACAGUUUUAUCGUUUGCUCCUCCAAGGGUGCUAUCUUGUACUCAGACUCGUUCAAUGAAGAAGGCGCUUUUUUACCCACUACGCUCACUGAUACUUCAAAGUUAAAGCUUAACCAUUUGUCAUUUAGGAAGCAAACUGAAUCUAAAUCAAAGAAUAACUCAUCAACGAUGAAGAUGGCUGAAUACGUUAAGUCAGAUAUUUUAUCUAAGAAAACUAAACCUAUAGCCUGUUUUCGAAUUGAUCCAAACAACUUUAUCAUAUGCUAUGAUGAAGCCAUUAUACGAAUCAAUAAGUUUGGGGAAAUUCCGGAUUGGAAAAAGGAUAUUCUUGUAUUAGAUUUCUAUUGCAUAGGCGUGUCCUUAAACCUUGGUCACCUCAUACUUGCAGGUGAUAAUCUUGUACAGGUGUACAACUUACGUUUCGUAGACACCGGAGAAUGGGCACUUAACACAAUCAAACCCGUUCAAAUUAUCAAGGGCAAGAAAAUUAAGAUUACUGACACUUCACAGGAUUGCACAAGUAUAGUAUUGACCCACCCGAACAUUGCAGGAAGACAGCUACUCUUGCACUUUAACCUAUCAGUUUAA